GCCCCCCACCCCUCGGCGGUUGCCACGGAGACGGGGCUGUUUACCAGCUGGUCGCAGCCAGGCACAGGAGGCGGAUGGAGCUGAGCUGCGAGGGGUCCUGAGAAGCAAUGGCCACAGAAGCCCCUGUGAACCUCGCACCACCUGAACGUAGCACCGUGGUCAGUAUCUCAGUUGACAGCUUCAUCUGUCAGCCCAGCUCCCUCAGGAUGCAUGUCAUCAGGCCCAAGUCUGCCAAGGGCCGGAAGCGGCCAAAUCUGCACAGAACACAAGGCAGGGGCGAUGGCUCUCCCAGUGUACUGUCGGCUUCACCUCCGCCAUGUUCCUCCGGGUCGUCAAGCAGCCAGAAACUAGGGGCCUGUGUACCCACCUCUCCAUCUCAGGGAACCCCUGAUGAGAUGCCGGAGCUGCUGCCACAGGUGCUUGCCGGGGCUACCUCAUCUCUCAAUAAGUACCCAGUUCUCCCUUCCAUCAACAGAAGGAACCUGGAGGAUGGGGCUGUGGACACGGUGGCCAGAAAGGCCAGUUCUCUACAGCUGAGUAACGUCCAGGCCCUUUACCAGGAGGAGACCCACACCACUGUAAAGUCAAGCCAAGAAGAUUCCAGAACCCAAGUCUGUGCCUUAGAGAAGAAAUUCAUCAUCCGCACCAAGAGACAGAGUUCCUCUAGGGCCUCAAGCAUGGAGGAGCCAACAGACCAAGAGCCGAGGCUGCUGCUGGCUAUCAGGUCACCCUCAGGCCAAAGGUUCGUGCGCUACUUCAGGCCCAGUGAUGACCUACAGACUGUCCUUGCGGUGGCUGAGCAGAAAAACAAAGCCACCUACCAACACUGCAGCAUCGAAACGAUGGAUGUGCCCAGAAGACGUUUCUCUGACCUCACCAAGUCCCUGCAGGAGUGUGGUAUCCUCCAUAAAUCUGUGCUGGGCAUCUCCCAAGAGGAGGGGGAGGGGUGACCCUGAGCCCACAGUGCCAGGCUGGGGCCCCAGGCCUUCAAGCACACAGCCUGGUUUCAAGCACCACGUGAGCCCAGUGAAGCUCAGACCCUAAAUCUGUGGAGGCAGGGACACGUCUGUAUAUGGGCUGAGCCCCCUGGGAGGAAACUUCCUCCUUCUAGAAAUGUCCCUUCACCACGCACCGGAGCGCCUGCACACGUGCGGCGAAACCUGCGUCUCUCUCGAAGCCAACACUUUGCUUCUCUGUAUCUGACAUGAGAUUGAACUCUUCCCAGAGAGGAUUCUAGUCUAGUAAAUAACCAGGGUUCCGGAAUUAUGGAACUGACAUUGGUAUUUCUUGCAAUAUCAUAAGAAACAGGCUGUUGAUCACCUCUGUUUGGAAGCAGCCUCCUUCCUGAGCUGCAGAGCAGAGGUCCCUGGGGAUCCCUGUUGGUGUGAUGUGAUAGCAAAGGGAAGAGCCGUUUGUCACAAACCCCCAACACACACACACACACACACACACAGUUCUGAAACAUCCUAGAGCUAGCCUGAAUUAACUGCCUCUAUAGCCACAGGCUAGCCAAGGCUCCUUUUGAACGGACUGACUAGGUCGGCGCUUGUUGGUAGUGCCUGUCUACAGAAUUCUUCCCAAAUGGAGGUGAAAUGUUCUGUCCUCUGUUGUUUCUAAGACAUGACAGCUACAGGUCUGUACAGGUUUGUGCUGACAACCCCUUGGCCUACCCGGGCAUAGGUAAAUAUUUAUCCCCAGUCUCAGUGUCUUACCUUCUUCAAACAUGGAAGGGCUUUGGCGCAGCAUCAGCACAUCCUGGGGUCUGAUGUCAGGCCCUCCGUAGAAGGAAAGUGGCUCCUUGGGGUUUCUUUCCUGUGCUCCUAUUGAGACCACACUAUGCAGCUGGCUGACUGGCGUGGAGUGUCCCUGUCCCCCUCAGCCAGAGCUGUCACAAGCACUGUCGAGUCUUAUUCCCUGUGGAGAUACAGCUUAUUUGCCAAAAGUCCUCUCGCAUUGCAGGUUCGGCCAGACACCCACAGCUCAUCUGCAUCCCUUUGUGGCCAAAUCCCCAGUUGGGAGUCAGGAAUAUGGAGACCUUGUGGGUACCUUGUCCCCCUUAGAGCACAGUCACCACAGGCUAGUACCUAUCCCCACGCCCUCAGUACACAGACAAGGCAGGGUUUGGGUGUUCUUGGAGCAUCCUCGGAACAGGGACAUCUUGCCCCUGGACAGCACAAGUGGUUAGAGACGUUCCUUCUGGCGCCCUGCCCCUUGGUGACAGUGACGGUUACCCUGAGCAGGCUGGCUUCUCCUCCCAAAGUCACCUCCAGCGCCACACAGAUCACUCUAGACUAGGACAUGCCAGUCCAUUUGCCAGCUCUCCCAUCCUGCCUAGGUUAGUGGCUCCUUGGAUGGGAAAGGUCAGCCGAGACCGGCUUCGAUGCAGGCGGUCACCUCAUAUGCUCAAUGACCAUGGCAGGAGGGGCCGGUGCCUUGCGCUUGGACUCCCCCAGUACAGGUAUUUCACUUCCCCGCCAAGUGCACAACUCUGCCUCUGAGCUAGGAGCCUAUAAAAAUCACACCUACUCUAUGGUAAGAAUAAAAUUCCACCCACCUGCAGCUUGGUGAUUCCAAGCUUUGGAUUGUGCCAGUGAGAGAAAUGUAACAAGCUGGAUGGAAUUGGAGACUCCUGGCUGUGGGGCUUUGUUGCUGCUAUUUGGCUUUGAAUUUUGGGGUGGUGGGGAAAUAAGGGGAGCAUGAAGCAUAGGAGUAUUUUAGGAUCUUUUAGGAGACAUGAUUAAAGCUAGAUUUGAGCCAUCACAAUAAUCUUUUUUCUCUUUUUGAACAAAAGAUAAUGAUAUGAACAA
Messenger RNA from Chionomys nivalis (European snow vole), 2807 nucleotides. It is a transcript of the gene Ubxn10, whose product is annotated as UBX domain protein 10. Lineage: Eukaryota; Metazoa; Chordata; Mammalia; Rodentia; Cricetidae. Bases 108 to 950 code for a protein of 280 amino acids. The record is from RefSeq and is a predicted model, not a curated record. Gene Ontology annotation, molecular function: ubiquitin binding. Gene Ontology annotation, cellular component: endoplasmic reticulum. The transcript is spliced from 2 exons.